Messenger RNA from Colletotrichum graminicola M1.001, 381 nucleotides. RefSeq lists its product as uncharacterized. Bases 1 to 381 code for a protein of 126 amino acids. The record is from RefSeq and is a predicted model, not a curated record. The transcript is spliced from 2 exons. Gene Ontology annotation, cellular component: mitochondrial inner membrane peptidase complex. NCBI's taxonomy places the organism in Eukaryota, Fungi, Ascomycota, Sordariomycetes, Glomerellales, Glomerellaceae.
AUGACACCACCUUGCAAAGUGUUCCCCGUCUCGGAGCUGGAGCUGCACGUCCAAGCCAAUGUCAAAGGCAAGAAGCGCAAGCUUCCGAGGGGCGCCGAUGUCGAUUUGACCAAGUGUGCUUUGAAGGAGAUGACGCAGUUUCGGUGCUACGUCGACGACUCAAAGUCCCGAGACAGCCCAGUGCGAUGUUGGCCGAUACACCGGCUCUUCCGGCAAUGUCGAGACAAAAAGGGCACGUUCACAAUUGAAACAACAGCAUGGGAGGGCUCGAUCCACAGCGCCCAACGGACCUCCCCAACGACGGGCAGCACCAAAACCGAACAAGGACACAACAACGACCCGGUGUACCAUCAAUGGUCACAGGCAUGGCAGGAUGAAUGA